GUUCGGGACUUAUACAACACUGACCCAUAAGCAGCUGUUUUCUGAGAACCAAAUAUUAUCAAAAUAUUAAUGAAAAAUGGCAUUAUCACGCGCCAAGCCCGACGAACUGCCCAGGGACGCGGUAGUUAUAACAGAGGAUCAGGCCCUCAAAUACCAAUGGAAGAUUAUAACUUCCUGGGACAAAAUCGGCGAUGUAUGGUCGUUGCGCUACACGCCCGGAAUUCUGAGUGCUAUGGCUGCGGGAACGGGCGCCUACAUAAAUAAUCAUUAUCGCACCAAGCUGCGACUUGGAGGACAUGGUCGAUUGUCCACUUACCUCCCGAUUGUCGCCGUUCCCGCCAUAUUUACCAUGCUGGCGCACAAGUUCUUUAUUCAGCGACCCAUCCUGCUAAAUCCACUAAGCGAGUGCCCGGUGUGCAUCCAGAUGCGCAGUGCUGCCUUUCAGACGAGUCUGGGCAUCGUAUAUCCCACAAUUCUGGCCCCAUUCGCCGCAUUUCUGUUCGCAACCCGCUGCUACACGUACCGUAUUCCCUCGAUUACGGAAAAUCCCAGAGAAGUGUUUAUGUUGUGGCGGAAAAUCACACGCCCCAUUAUCCCAGCCUUAGGAACCUUAAUCGGCCUGCAAGCCCUGCUAACCAUGUUCCUCACUGGCCAGGAGGACAAGCAGAACUUUAAAAUUAUGCUACGCAUGAGGGAGAUCGAGCACCAGCUGGAGGAGGAACAAUUGCCACAGCGAAUGGAUUUUUAAUUGUUACACAUUGUUAACUAGCUCAAAUAGAGGCGCAUUUCAGAGCUUAUUCUAAAUGCAUUUUGUAAUA
Drosophila sechellia is the source of this 818-nucleotide messenger RNA. RefSeq lists its product as uncharacterized. The coding region runs from base 77 to 748 and encodes 223 amino acids. The record is from RefSeq and is a predicted model, not a curated record. Lineage: Eukaryota; Metazoa; Arthropoda; Insecta; Diptera; Drosophilidae. The transcript is spliced from 2 exons. Gene Ontology annotation, cellular component: mitochondrion. Gene Ontology annotation, biological process: mitochondrial respiratory chain complex I assembly.